Messenger RNA from Bombina bombina (fire-bellied toad), 4307 nucleotides. RefSeq names its product SLIT and NTRK like family member 5 (gene SLITRK5). The record is from RefSeq and is a predicted model, not a curated record. NCBI's taxonomy places the organism in Eukaryota, Metazoa, Chordata, Amphibia, Anura, Bombinatoridae. The transcript is spliced from 2 exons. Gene Ontology annotation, molecular function: protein binding. Bases 39 to 2693 code for a protein of 884 amino acids. Gene Ontology annotation, biological process: positive regulation of synapse assembly; regulation of presynapse assembly; axonogenesis. Gene Ontology annotation, cellular component: membrane.
AAGUGAUGGCAUUGGAAGGCUGAUUUCAAGGAGGUAAGAUGUACCACAGCUGCUCCCCUGUCACAUUUGAGCAGGAUUCAUACAAGAAAAUGCAGAUGUGGAUUUUACAGACGAUUGCAUUUGCUUUAACAUCCAUAGUUUUAUCUUGGGCAGAAACAAUAGAAUCCUAUGGAGAGAUCUGUGACAAUUGUCCUUGUGAGGAGCGAGAUGGUAUUUUAACAGUAAAUUGUGAAAACAGGGGAAUCAUCAGCCUCUCUGAGAUUACUCCACCACGGUUCUCAAUCUAUCACCUCCUACUCUAUGGGAAUCUCUUAAAUCGACUUUACGUAAACGAGUUUGUCAAUUAUACUGGUGCUUCUAUAUUGCAUCUUGGUAGUAAUGACAUCCAGGACAUUGAAACAGGGGCGUUUAAUGGACUUCAGGGACUUAAAAGACUGCAUCUGAACAACAACAAGCUAGAUCAUUUAAAAUAUGACACAUUUGUGGGCCUAGAAAGCCUGGAGUAUUUGCAAGUUGAUUACAAUUAUAUUCACUCUAUUGAACCUAAUACAUUCAGCAGACUGCAUUAUUUGCAAGUAUUGAUAUUAAACGACAACCUCUUGUCUACAUUGCCCAACAACCUAUUUCGUUUUGUACCCUUAACUCACCUGGACUUGAGAGGGAAUAGACUAAAAGUACUCCCCUUUGUGGGCCUUUUAGAACAUAUGGAUAAAGUGGUGGAAUUGCAACUGGAGGAGAACCCUUGGAAUUGCUCUUGUGAAUUAAUUGCCCUAAAGGAUUGGCUGUACAGUAUUUCUUAUUCUGCUUUAGUUGGUGACGUUGUUUGUGAAACCCCCUUUCGAUUAUAUGGAAGAGAUCUUGAUGAAAUAUCCAAACAGGAACUUUGCCCAAGGAAUCUAAUUUCUGUAUAUGAGAUGCGACCACAAAAUCCUCUUAGUACCAAUGGGUACUAUCAUACCACCCCUGCCUCAGUUAAUUCUGGUCCCAAUAUCUCACAUGCUGUUUACAAACCUCCUUUAAAAUCGCCUAAAAGCACACGUCAGCCUAAUAAACCUAAAAUACGUCCUACAUCACAACACCCUCCCAAAGAUACUGGAUAUAGCAUAAAUUUUGCUUAUCAGACCAAAUCCCCAGUGCCUUUGGAGUGUCCUACAAACUGCACUUGCAACUUGCAGAUCUCCAAUUUGGGACUCAAUGUGAAUUGCCAAGAUCGAAAAAUUAAGAGCAUUUCAGAACUGCACCCUAAACCUUACAAUCCCAAAAAAAUGUAUUUAACAGGAAACUACAUAAGCUUGGUCCGUAGGUCUGACUUUAUAGAUUCUACUGGGUUAGACCUCCUCCACCUUGGAAACAAUCGUAUAUCUGCAAUUCAGGAUAGAGCCUUUGGUGAUUUGACUAAUUUACGUCGGUUAUACUUAAAUGGAAAUUCAAUUGAACGGCUGACACCUGAACUGUUUUAUGGGCUUCAGAGCCUUCAAUAUUUAUUUUUACAAUCUAAUUCUAUUCGAGAAAUUAAAUAUGGAACUUUUGAUCCUGUUCCUAACCUUCAUCUUCUAUUUCUUGAUAACAACUUUUUAAAACAGUUGCCAGUGAACAUAUUUUCUGGAUUGAACCUCUCCAGACUAAAUCUACGAAGUAAUAACUUUACACACUUGACAGUUGGCAGUGUGUUAGACCAACUUAAGUCUUUAGUGCAGAUAGAUCUUCAUGAAAACCCUUGGAACUGUACUUGUCAAGUUGUAGAGAUGAGAAUGUGGCUGGAACAGCUCAGUGUUGGGGUUUUGGUGGAUGACGUAAUCUGCAACUCUCCAAAGAAAUUUGAAAAGAAAGAAAUGAGAUCUAUUACAACUGAGCAAUUGUGCCCACAUUACAAAGAUGUGAUUGUCUUUACACCCACCCCCUCUGAAUUGUUACCCUCAGAGAGUACGACAACCUUAACUUACCCUAUUAAAUUCAACAACGUAUCUAGUUCAGUGCCCUUGUCUGUUCUAAUACUAAGCCUGCUUUUGGUUUUUAUCAUGUCUGUUUUUGUAGCUGCAGGGCUGUUUGUCCUUGUGAUGAAAAGAAGGAAGAAAAAUCAAAAUGAUCCAGCUAGCACUAACAACUCAGACGUCAGCUCAUUUAACAUGCAAUAUGGUGUAUACAGCAACAGACCACUGCCAAAAGUGAAGACCCCAGCUGGACAUGUUUAUGAAUAUAUACCACAUCCUCUUGGCCAUAUGUGUAAAAAUCCAAUUUAUCGAUCAAGAGAAGGUAAUUCUGUGGAUGAUUACAAAGACCUUCAUGAACUAAAAGUCACUUAUAGGAAUCAUCUAGAGGAACAGCGGGAAGGCAAUCUCAGGAGUCCAAAUUAUAGUGUCAGCACCAUAGAACCAAGGGUGGAACUCUCACCAGUGCAAGAUGCUGAGCGCGUUUACCGAGGGAUUCUAGAGCCAGAUAAAGGACCAUCACCAGGUAAUAAUAUCGAUUUUAAAUAUACCAACCCCCCUCCAUUUACCUAUGCUCCGAAAUAUGAAGCAAAACGUCAGUUUUUGCAUCCAGACCGGUUAAGGGAAACAGUGUUAUAUAGCACCCCAAGUACUGUCUAUGUGGAACCCAACAGGAAUGAGUAUCUGGAACUUAAAGCAAAACUAAACGUUGAGCCGGACUACCUCGAAGUUCUGGAAAAACAGACAACAUUUAGCCAGUUUUAGACUCCUAUACCAACAGUAUUAUCUGUGAUAAAAGGACUAUACCAUGAUUUUGUUGCUUCAACCUACGGAUGAAGUGCCUUGGCACAAGAUUUUCAGCUGCAGCAAAUGAUACUGAAAGGGUGUGCAAUUUUAUUAUCUUUCCUUUUUUUUUGUAGAACAUCAAAUAUUGUAUAAACUGGGCAUACCUAUUGCUGUCUGCAAAGCGGUUGGUUGUCUUUGGUCAGUAUCUGCAGCCUGGGAAUAUAUGAUUUGGAAUCACUCCUGGUGCUAGGAGGUAUCUAUGAAGAAUAUACUUAUGCUAUAGCCCUUCAGACAAGGGUGGGUCUAAAUGACUAAUGGUGUUUUAACACCCCUCCCAAUGUUUAAUAUAUGAUCAAUUUUUACAGGAUGUAUUUGUAUGCUUUCUGGACUUUUGAAAUAAACUAAAAAUUAUGUAUAAUACUACAAUCUUUAUGCAUCACCAGUAGAUGGUGUAAACAAAUUCUAAAGUGCAAAGACAUAAAACAUUUCUUGGGUAGACAGAAUUAACUUAUUGUUAAAAAAAAAUCAAAUAUUUUAAUGUAGCACCUAUUUUUAUACGCACAUUAGCAUUUAUUUUUUCUUCACUAUUUCAGUCUUUGAUUUGCUCAAAUGUGUUGCACUAUAUAAGGAAAAUUAUUUCAAGAACUAGUGUGGAAAUUUUGGAGUUAAAGUAUUAAAGAACUAACUUGAAUGACCAAAUCCCAUUUACAUUAGUAAGAAAAAUUGGUCCAAUGCAGUGAAUUGUUAAGUAGUUCUGAAAGAGUUAAAUCAAUAAUUGGGCAAUUCAUAAAACUAAAUAGUGAGGGAUAUCUUCAAAUUCUUGGUUUAGGAGGAAAAUUAUUUCAUUCCAUUAGUGAACCAAAUUUAAAUUAAUCGACUACUGUUGUAGCCAAUUUCAACUGCACUGUACAGAUCAGUGUGUUAUGUCAAUUUGUAAUUUUAAAGUAGGGAGUGUGCAAGCUUGGAUAUUUUUUUUUAUAUAUAUUUUGGGGGAUUAAAGCAUAAAAGUGCAUCUAUAUAAAUAUUAAAUAUCUAAUAAAUUAAUAUAAACCAUUCUUACAAAGCCAGACAUUAUGAAUCUGAAAUUUCACAUAGGCUAUGGAAAAAUGAAAGAUAAGGUAACUGUAGAUAACAUCAAACACUUAUCAAAAUAUCAAAUCAUAUAAUGAUAAUAAAGACCCUUUUACAUUCCUCAAAAUAUAAUUUAAUCAAUUAUACCUUACCAAUUAUGGGAAAUAUUAAAUGUAUGUCUUAUACAAAUUACAUAAAGUCAAAACUGUUUCAGUUUUUUUUUAUUUUGUAAAAUAUUUUAAAACUUCAAGGGUAAGUGGUUCAUAAACUCAAAACACUCAAACAUACAUACACACACAUAUUAAAAAGGCAGACAUAACAAAUCAGUUUGUUUAGAAUGGCCUUUAUCUAGACUUGAGUAGGAUCCAUUAUAGAUUCAAAACAUUGAUGUAUUCCAGCAUAUACACAGAAAAAAAGUGCCACUGGCCCUAUAAAUUAUAUUCCGAUUUUUUUCUCUCUACUAAUAGUAGAAAAUUCAUGCUAUAAUUUAUAUAGUAGCUAUUUAUACAAUUGUCUAUAGCA